GCUGUGGUUGUGGCUGUGCGGAGCUCGGCGCAAUCGGGCCGGGAUGGGACGGCGUGGGACGGGCGCAGAGACGCCGGCGGGCGGGCUCCACUUGGGCUCUGGCCGCCCCGCACCAACUCCGAAGUGCCGGGGAGGAGUCGGGGGCGCAGGGCGCUGAGCGCUGAGCUCCGAGCCGGAGCCGGAGCCCGAGCCGGAGCUGCCGCCGCCGCCGCCACCUUCGCCACCCUCGCCACCCUCGCCACCCUCGCCACCCUUGCCACCCUCGCCCCCCUCGCUGCUGCGUCUGGGGAGGAGCCGCCGCCGCCGAGAGAGCGCGCAGCCAUGCCCGCUGGGGCUCGCUAACCGCCUGGGGACGGUCACCCUGCCAGGGCUAGCCGCCGCGGGCACCGGCGAGGGGCGCGCAGCGGGGGCGCCCGCGCCCCCUGCUUCCUCCUCAGCCCGUGCAGCUUCCCCCACCUCGCACCCCCAGUGAUGCUUGAUGAGAUGAACAUCCUCCGCUCCGAGGCUACGGUGCCCUAAUCGUUCCCGUAUCGGCCGGGGGACCCGGCCACUGACCUGCCACCCCGGCCGCCCCCGAGCAGCCCCGCGCUCCGAGGACCAUGCCGCCCCCGACCCUGCCAGCUCUCCCGAACCUGCUCCGGCUCCUGCUGGCGCUCGCCGCGCUCUGGUGCCCAGUGAUGGAGAGCCGAGGAAUCAUGGACAGUCUCCAGAGAUUUUCCUCCUUGCCUGCGUAUCUCCCCAUGAGCUACCAUAUCUGCAAUGCUGAGGUCUCCUUCUUUCUGAAAGAGGCUAACCAGGACCUCAUGAAGAACUCCAGUCUGCAGUCCAGGGUGGAGUCCUUCUUCAUCUAUCGAGCCAAGGAGCCCCCGAUUGUGAAUGCCAGUUACGGCCCCUUCUUUGUGGAGCAGGUGAUCCCCCGUGACCUCCUGUUGACUCUGACACCCUUUGGCCACUCGGAGAAAUUCACUUUUAACUGGAAACUAAAGUCACACAUCCUUGACAGCUCCAUCUAUUCCAACAGACCGAAAGUACAGACGUUGUUUUAUGUCACAGGAAUGGACUGGGAGGAGAAUAACCCAGUUGAAGACCUGCCCUGUGUUAAGAUGUUUGCCAUUCUAGAAGCUAGGGAGGUGGUGGCCAGCUGUAGGCUGCAGGGGGAUCUGGGGCUUUGCGUGGCAGAGCUGGAGCUGUUACCAGACUGGUUGGAGCCUGUCCCAGUCCUAGAUGCUGAGGCAGAGGCUGAGGCUGAGUCAGCAGCGGGAGGCAUCCCCGUGGAGCUGUUUUACAAACUGUGCCCUGCCGAUGAUUGGGGCAGGUGUUCUCCAGAGGAUGGCAAAUGGGAGAACAAUAUCCAUUCGGGGCAAGAGAAUGCUCAUAAAGGGUUUUCACCCAUGGAGAGGAUCGGCAGUGUCGUGGUCUACCCAACGCAAGACCAGACAAAGAGGUCCCUUGUGAGGCUUGAUGAGAACCUUGUGAUCUCUCUGCCACUCAACCCUGUCAGGGAAGGGGACAUUGUCACCUUCUUUGUGUCUUUGGCUGGCAGCUCAACCGCAAACCACUUUACUCUCAGCAUAAAAGCUGCUCCCAGGCUCAAGAUCAUGGCUGUGAGAGUCAGCAAUGAAGAUGAGUGGGAGAUCCAGGAGGAAAUUGACAAUGGAGAGACGCAAACAACAGCAACCUUGGUGUGUGUGGGCCAUAUUCCAGAUAUCGAGAACAGAGUAAACACAUCCUUCUACGAGAUCUUGCAGAUGGACUUUGAAAUUGACAACAGCAGCGGAUUGGCAGGGGCUCAGCAAGUUACCUGGCAGAUCGAGUACCCCGAGGAAGACUCGGCAGGUGAGCUGGUAGUCUCAGAGAUCUUCGUCAGCCAGACAACAUUUACCGGCAUCGUUCCUCUGGCAACGGACACGGAAAUAUUGAACACAGCUAUUCUGACGGGGAAGACGGUCUCUGUUCCAGUCAAAGUGGUUGCUGUUGGAGAGAAUGGCUCUGUGGUCGAUGUUUCAGAUGAAGUGGAGUGUAAGUCCACAGAUGAAGAUGUCAUUAAGGUCUCUGAUAGCUGUGACUCCAUCUUUGUGAAUGGAAAGGAGAUGAAGAGUAAAGUGGACACCAUUGUGAACUUCACAUACCAACAUUUUACUACUCAGCUUGAAGUGACUGUCUGGGUCCCAAGGCUACCUUUGCAGAUUGAGAUCUCAGACACAGAGCUGAGCCAGAUCAAAGGAUGGAGAAUCCCUGUUGCUCCCAACAAAAGGCCUACUCGAGACAGUGAUGAUGAUGAGGAUGAUGAAAAAAAAGGAAGAGGUUGCACCCUUCAGUACCAGCAUGCCAUGGUGCGUGUGCUAACACAGUUUGUGGCCGAGUCAAUGGAUUUAGGAGGCCAGCUGACCUAUAUGUUGGGCUCUGAUUGGCAGUUUGACAUCACCGAACUAGUGGCAGAUUUCAUGAAGGUGGAAGAACCGAGAAUUGCCACAUUACAAGAUGGCAGGACCCUGGUUGGCCGUGAGCAGGGAAUAACAACAGUGCAGGUCCUCUCACCUCUCUCUGACUCCAUUUUGGCUGAGAAGACUGUCAUAGUACUGGAUGAUCGGGUCACUAUCACAGACUUAGGGGUACAACUUGUGGCUGGCCUGUCUCUUUCUUUGCAACCCAACAAAGGAAACAAAAGAGCCAUUGUUUCAACAGCAUCUGCUCAUGAUAUGCUUCAUGCCCCACAACAGGAAGCAAUAGUCAGUUCUUGGCUUUUGUUCAGCGACGGCUCGGUAACUCCUUUAGAUAUUUAUGAUCCUAAGGAUUUCGCCGUUGCCGUCACAUCAUUGGAUGAGAUGGUGGUGUCUGCCCAGCCAAGCCUCCAGUCCAAGUGGCCCAUUGUGGUUGCUGAGGGGGAAGGGCAAGGACCGUUGAUCAAGUUAGAAAUGAUGAUCAGUGAACCUUGUCAGAAGACCAAGAGAAAGAGCGUUCUGGCGGUUGGGAAAGGAAGCGUCAGGGUAAAAUUUGGGCAGAAAGUGGAUGAGAGCCAAGGAAGCACCAAUGACAUUGAGGGUGUCAAUCGUGAAUAUAAAGAGCACCUCAGUAAUUCCAUAGAGAGGGAAGGAGACCAGGAGAGGGCCAUACAGGAAUGGGCCAAACAUGGUACUUCUUUUGGCCAGGAAGAAAGUGGCAAUAAAAGUACGACUCCACAAUCAUCUUUUGAGGGAAAGGGGAACAAGUUUCUUGAGAAUGGCCAACUCCAAAAUAAUGCAGAUGGCUUCACAAGUUUCCCUACCCAAGUGGAGUUACCAGAGCCAAAUAAUCCCAGUGAUCUUUCACUGACCUCUAGGGGAUUAACAGAUUUAGAGAUUGGCAUGUAUGCCCUACUCUGUGUCUUCUGCCUGGCUAUUUUAGUCUUCUUAAUCAACUGUGUGGCAUUUGCUUGGAAGUACCGACACAAAAGGUUUGCAGUGAGUGAGCAAGGAAAUAUCCCCCACUCUCACGAUUGGGUUUGGCUCGGGAAUGAAGUGGAGCUCUUGGAGAACCCCGUGGAUAUCUCCCUUCCAUCGGAGGAAUGCACCACCAUGCUCGAUCGUGGGAUGCAGUUUGAGGAGAGCAACUUCCUUCUAAAUGGCAGCUCUCAGUCAGCACUACACAGCCAUCUCCUUAGUCCUGCUGAUUAUGUUUAUGAAAAAGAAAUAAAAAGUGAACCUCUCAAUCCUGGCCCGAAAAGGAAACGAGUCAAGUUUACUUCAUAUACCACUAUUCUCCCCGAGGAUGGAGGCCCAUACACCAACUCUAUCCUUUUUGACAGUGACGAUAAUAUCAAGUGGGUUUGUCCAGAUAUGAGUCUUGGGGAUUCGCAAGAGUUUAGAGACUAUAUGGAAAGACUGCAAGACCAGAUGUAAACUACUUUAUUAUGUUUGUAUUCACCUUUAUGCCUUCUGUUUUGGAAUGAUGGAGCAGGAAGUCCUGUCAGCAAUAGGGGAGGAUGAAGUUGAGCUCAAGUCGUGGAGGUCUGGAUGGACCACUUCACAUGUGGGUAGCAGAGCUAUGAUGGUUUCAUUUGAAGCCAGGGCACCUCUCUUCAAAACCAUGUGGUGGAUUCUGGAAGGGCUUGGGGGGAAGGGGUCUAAGACAGCCAUUUUUUGAUACUGCCUGGUACUAGCACAGUGCUAAUACAAAUAAACUCCGACCCCACGGGACACAAUGUGAGAUUCAUGGCAUCUCAUGAUGGACAGCCGUUUGGAAUUAGAGAGGACCUGGGGUUUGAUUUUUUUUUCUAUUCCUAGUCCUUUGUAAAGCACAGUGGACAUUUCCUUACCCUUGGCCUGAGAAUAGACAUCUUUGAAAGAUAAUUGAAUGUAGCCAUUUCAUUUUAUUUGUGAUGAGCCGUGCUCAUGGUUUUUUAUAUACAUUUAUACCACCCCUCCCCUAGUUCACGUGGCCUCUGGGUUUCUUUUAGACAAUGGAAGAGAAGAAAUCUCAAAUUUUCCUUUUUGGGGAUUCUUUUGAUUCAUAUAAAAAUUUAGUUCCUUGUCUUUGCCAUGCUGUUUAUGCUGUGUCCAUCUGGAUGCUGAUUUUCUCCAUGUUUUAGCUUUUAGGGACAGUCCCUAAGAAUCUCAUCUUCAUCUUCUUUUCUUCUUCCUCUCUGGAAUCCCUGGUGGCAGGCUGGGGGGUGGGGAGCACGUCCUUUGGCAUCUUUCCACCUAGAGCUUGAACAAUUUGGAGAGGAGGGGAUAUUAAUGGGGCAUUAGUCAGUUUAUUUUCGUCCCGGGCAACUGGAAAUUAAUGGGAAACUAGGGGCUCUAUUUCAUAGAGGAAAAAUGUCUCAAUUAAAACAGCUGUAUUUAUAUAAGCACGCUGUGGUCAACACAUUUUAUUAUCCAAAUGGAGAUCUAAAAUUAGAACUGAUAUAUGCAGAAAGAAAAUUGCCUAGGAAAUAGCAGAAGAUUAAAUUCUCUGUGUUCCUCCUCCUCACCCGGACAAUAAUUAUUAUUAUUAAUAAAAAUGGUAUUCUAAUUUAGCAAUAUGUAGAAAUCCAUCCAUACAGUGACUUGGAAAAAUAUCCAUUAUCAUAAUUCUGGAGGAGACAAAAUCUUUGGAGGAUGUGCACUGAGGGAGAAAAGGGAUGGGUAUUGUUCCAAAAAAUCAUCAGAAAGAAGUGACUAUUCCCUAGUUGAUGGAAUAGUUUUUAUGAUCAAGCCAAAUAAACAAACACAAGGGUUGGGAAUAGAAAGUGGCAAAAGAAAAAGGAGACAAUGGGCCAUCUCUCUAUAACUUUUAAACAGAAAAGAAAUAUCACUGGAAGAACAGGAUGGUUGAUCUUCAGUCAAAGGAAAAUUUAUUCUACAGCAGGGAAAAUAUGUCAAGGUCUUUAUUUUAUUUCUGCAGACACAGGGCAGAAACUGGACUAGAAUGACUUCUCUUGGGAGGACUUUCUUGAACCCCUGUUGUUUACUAAUGACAUAAGCUGAUCAAGUUGUCUAGUCCACUUCUCUCUUUCUAGGUAGGCUGAAGGCUGAUUGAGACAUCCGACAUAUAGGAUUAGUAGUCUUAUUUUUGUAGAUUUCUAGGGACAGAGACUCCACAAAGUCCCCCUAAAAACCUUCCAAGGUUUAAUCAUGUCUGCUGUCAAGAAGGUCUUCCUUAAUUUCAUGCUUCCAGGAUUAUGGGAUUUAAUUAUACAACAUACUGGGUACCAUGUAGAAUAGACAGAAACCUACUGGAAGAGAAACUUCAAACAAAUAAUGCAUGAAGCCAGCAUUCUGUGGCUGUUGCAUUUGUGCUCAAGAUCAGAAGUUUGGUAAAAAUGUGAAAGUCCCUUCCUUUUGGCCAAAGGAUGAAAUUUUGUGACUCCUAGACGCAUUUGCUUUAAAAAGAAAACUCAAUAAGAAAGAAAUAAGAAAGAAAGAAAAAAAGAGUAUGGAGAAGAAAGGAUGGGGGAUUCUUGAGUAUGGCAAGGGCUGUUUAUGGAGUUAUAGUCCCUAUCCAAUCAAGUAGGUAAAUUAUAGCAGACAGACAUCAUGGUAAAGUGGAAAAAUAGUGGCUUUUGAAGUUCCAGGACCUGGUUUCAAAUCCUCGCCCUGUUUUUUUUAUUAUGAACUGGGGCAAAUAAUUAACUUUUUUUUUUGGCCUCAGAUUCUUAAUCUGUACAAUGAAGGGAAUUGAUCAGUUUAUCUUUAAUUUUCCUGCCAGUUUUAAUUCAAUUUAUUGAGUCCGAUAGAUUUUUAGAGUCUUUUAAAACAGAUUCUUCAAAUGAAACUAGAAGAAAAUUUCAUUUCUUUUACUUUGAGUCUCUUUGCCUGUCCUAAGCAUAAAGAAGGUAAAUUAUUGAAAUAUAAGGGCCUAAACUGAAUCAAGAGUGGGCUGAGCCUCCCUCUUCAUGCUGAUAACAACAGGAUUUGGAAAAGUAAAUUAAAUUAAAAAGGCGCUCCCUUUUGCACUGAGAACUGUAGUUAAAUCAGUUUGCAAAUUAAGAGCUUUUCCAAGGAGUAGGAGGGUACAACAAGAAGACAAGCACAAAGGUCUUUAGAAUUUGGCAGCUAUAGGAAACAGCAUAGAAAAAAGUCACUUGGAUAAGGACUAAAAAGCCAGAGGUUGGUCUCUGUAAUAGCCUUUUAUUGUUAAUUACAAGAAAUGUGAGACCAUUAAAAAUACAUUGGAAUACUUCACUCAGCCACCCCCAAAUCAGAAGGAAUUUGUGGGCUUUCCCUGGAUAAUAUAUCUUUUCAUUUUUUUUUUUGUUUAAUUUUUGAAAGAUUGGAUCUCCCUAUCUUGCCCAUGCUAGAUAUGUACCCAUGGGCUUGGACCCAUUAUGAGUAGUCAGCACAGAAGUUUUGACCUGCUCUUUUUCUGACCUGGGCUGCUUUGCACCUUCUUAGCAACCUUGCAGCUCCCUGUUCUUGGUGCUUCAUACCAAUAAUGCCAAACUUAUUAUUAAUGCUGAAAUGGCUUAGUUUGUUGCAAUUCAGCAUCCCCUAGGAAGAAGCUUCCUAGCCUCAGCUUUAGUUUCCUAGGCAGCUGGUAUUGCAGGUGUGUCCCAUCAUAUUCCACCCAAGGUAAUAUUUAAGUAAGAGACCAAGAGACUGUCCAGUUGUCUGCUGAUGGUCAAUUGGUUUUUAAAUAGUGUAUAUCUUUGAUAUACUUUAUAUUUCAGUCAUAUACAAGACAUGACUAAUUUGAUCUGUUCUACUUGCUGAUUACUAAAGGCACCAGGUUAAAGAAAACAAAAUCCUGUUCUGUCCAUAGUGUCCUUAUUUAUCUAAAAAAUUAUUUAGAUAAUGUAAAGGAAGAAAAAAAUAUCAUGAGCUUUUAUUAAAAUAUCCUGGUGAUUGUGGAACUCUAUAGAACUGGCUAGAGAAAGUAGUUAGACCAGAAAAAAAUUGGAAGUAAUUGCUGCUUCUUUGAGAAUAAAAGUUUAGAUUUACCUUCACAUGACUUCACACAAGAUACUAGGCUCCUAAAUUCACAGAAUCUCAAGGGUUAGGUGAGUGGAUCGGGGAACAAACAAACAAACAAAAAACUUCACAGAAUUCUCAAAUCACAAAAUCUCAGAUUUGGAAAGGAUUUCAACAGUCACAUGUAAGCCAAUUCAGACUGGAAAGGGAUUCCCACUAUAGCAUACUUUAAAAUGUUCAUCCUUCUUCCAUUUGAAGACAUCCAGUAGAGAAAUUGAAAGGGUCACCGUAUGUUAAGAUUGCCCAUUUCACUUUGGGAUGGUUCCCAUUGUUUGAAAAUUUUUCCUGACCCCAACUAUAAAUUUGCUGCUUUAUAAUUUUUCCAUAUCCUCCUGAGUAUGCCUUCUUGGCCCAAGUAGAACGGGUUCAAACCCUUAUCCAUAUGAGAGUCCAUUGCAUAUUUGAAAACAGCUAUCAUGACUUUCCCAUCCCAAUCUUCUUUUCUACUUUCUUAAACUUUUUUUCAUCCCCCAUCCCUUCUCCCGUUACUUAUUUGAUAGAAACUCAAGAUUUUGGGUGGUAUCCUCUGGACAUACUCCAGCUAUGAAUGUCUUUCAUAAAUUAUGAAAGCAUUGAGUCCAGAAGUGACCCAAGUACUGUAAAUAUAGUUGACCAGGUCAGAGGACAGAGAUAUAUGCCCAUCUUUUUCUAUAUCAUGCUUCAUUUAAUAAAGACCCAAAACACAUUCACAUUUUGGGCCACUGGUAAGUUAACUGCAGAGUCCCUAAAACAAUGGAUUUAGAGCUAAAAGAGGCCUUAGAAAUCAUUUCAUACAAUUCCCUUAUUGUAUAGAUGAGUAAACUAAAAAUUAGAAAUUAAAUGAUAUAUCCAAGAUUCUAAAGGUGAUAAAUAAGGAACAGAGACCAGAUUAGAAUCUACAGUUUCUGAUUUUAAUUCCCAUAUUCUUACCACUAUGCCAUGAUGCAUCCUUAUAAUGAAAUCCAUCCUUGAAAUAGAAUCUCAUCUGUUCCAUUUUAUUGUUAUUCGACACAUUGAUUAAGCACCUAAUGUUUGACAGACACUGACCUUGGUAAUCUGGAUACAAACUCCAAAAUUAAACAGUCUUCUCCUUUGAGGAACUUAAAUUCUGUAGCAUCACCAACAAGAUAUUGUCCAAUGAGAGAAAAUCUACUAUUCAAUUUUUAAAAAAGCUUUUUUUGAAUGCGUAUUGUCUACAAGGCACUGUGCUAGAUUAUGGGAUACAAAGACAAAAAUGAAGUAGUCCAUUCCCAAUAGGAGUUUAGAUUCCACAUCCAUUCUAUAGUUUCUUCAUGUAUAAAAUGAGGGAGUGAACUAGAUGGCCAAUGUGGUCUCUUCCAGCUCUUGAUCUAUUACUCUAUCAGUCUUCCUGACUUCCAAAGAUAGUUUGUCAGUCAUUCAUUCAAUUAAGAAGCAUUUAAGUACCUACUGUGUUACCAGCAGCAUGCUCGAUUAUUUUGUUGUUUAGUUAUUUCAAUCAUGACUGACUCUUCACGACCCCAUAUGGGAUUUUCUUGGCAAAGAUACUGGAGUAGUUUGUCAUUUCCUUUUCCAGCUCAUUUGGGGAAACUGAGGCAAAUAGAGGUUAAGCAACUUGUCCAUGUCAUACAGCCAUCAAGUAUCUGAGGCUGGAUUUGAAGAUGAGUCUACUGACUCCAGGUCCAGAAUUCUAUCCACUCUUCUACCUUGCUGUCUUGAUAUACAAACCCUUGAAAAUGAAAUAAUUCCUCCCCUCUAUGAGUUUAUCAUUCCAAAAACUCAUCACACUUUUAGAUAACUCUAAUUAUCCAUCUAAUUAUCUCGCUCUCUGAAACUUCCACCUUCACUUGCAGGGUCAUAUGCAAUAAAAUGACAUACCCUGUAGCAGAUGUAGACACUGAAUUGAGAGCUAACAUAGAAGCAAGAGGAAGUGAACUCCUAACUUUUCCAGUGAGAGGACAGUCAUCCCAUUAGAAUGUAAGCUCCUUAAGGUCAGUUCCUGGGUUUAUUUUUAUACUCCCAGGGAUUAGUACAGUGCCUGGUACAUAAGGCUUAACAAAUGUUUGCUAGAUUAUUGAUCUACAAAUACUUAGAAAUUAAACCAACAAAAUCAACAAAUGAAUACCUAAAAAUUAAAACCAAUCUUUUUCAUGUUAUUUUCCCCCAAAGAUAGUAUUUCUCAUCUAGGAUGGAAGUACGGAAGCUACUCAUGACCACUAAUGAAGUGAUUCCAAUGUUGAUAUCUGGUUUAGACCUGUUUUUUUGUCUCUCCUCAAGCAACCUGGUGCCCCUUCCAUUUCCUAGGGCUUACCAUGUUGAUGGUGGGUAUGGUGUGGAAAGUUGAGAACUCUUGACCUCUUGAACUCAAGUGAUCAACCAACUUUAAUUGCCCUAAUAUCAGAGCCCACAAGGUUCAUAAGUAUUCAUCACUAAGCCUGGUUUAGCAUGGUUGUCCUACAACUAAGGCAUAAGAAUGAGAAAUAGAAAGGGAGGGAAACAGGAAUAUUUCCUACAAACCAGAAGUCUGACUUUCCUACAAAUUUAAGAAGGGAUUUGAGAGCAAUUUGAUUAUCAUAUUAGAUAGCAAGGCAACAAGAAACUAAAACUCUUCCCCCACCUUUUCUUUUUCAAAUUUUAGGGCAUAAACAGCACCUCUUCCAUUUGUGUAUAGAAUCAGAAAAAGGAAAACUGCUUUUGGGAGGAUUUUCUUUUCCAUAACAGCCAAACUAGUAUAAUGGAAAGCAGAACAUUUAUUCCAUUGAUAUGCCUGUUUAAUAAUCCUUUUUUCAUCUCAUCUUUUUUUUCAGUCCCUUUUGGAGGCAAUUAUGCUUAAAAAUUUUACUAAAGUAGUUGUAAGGUCAUAGAUUUAGAACUAGGAAAGACCUUAGAGGAUCUUCCAGUCCAAUGGCAGCAAAUUCACAUGCAAAUAAAUCCCUGAUGCUUAGAGAACCACACAUUAACAUCAUCUAUGUUGCACUGUACUAUUUAUUUUUGUUAAACAUUUCCCAGUUACAUUUUAAUCUGAUAAUGACUGCACUGGAGACUUUUGAAGGUUUGAGUUUGAUACCUCUGAUCUUCUAACCUUCUUAUUUUCCUAAAGCCCAGAGAGUUGCAGUGGGUUGUUUGUGUGUAUGCACACUAGUUUGUGUGUUUACACACCUACAUGCAUAUAUGUAUUAUGUAAGCUCAUGAUAUACAUAUACACAUAUGUGUGUAGGAGGUAAGAUUUGAAUCCAGGUACUUGAAUCCUACUGCAGAGCCAGCACUUCCUGCAUUGCCCCCCCCCCCAUAGAUCUUAUGCUUCUGAUGCAAAAUGGCAGUCAAAGAAUCAUACUAAUUGAUGAUGGAAAGGAUCUUCAACAACAUCUGGUUCAACAUCUUCUACAGAUGAGAAAAAUUAAGAUCUAGAAAGCCUCAGAAACUAACCCAGUCAGCAAAUGGCUGUCUUCUUACUAAGGGGUCUCUUUACUAAACAUCCACCUCCACUUACUAUCCUUCCUACAACCGUGCAUUGUCUAACUAUCCAAUAGGAUCUUUCGGAUCAAACAAGGGGCACUUAACCUGACUUAUCCAUGUAAUGGAAAAAAAAAAAAAGCAAUGAGUUAUCUCAAUGUUUGACUCAAUUCUCUAGUCCACUGUGUGUGUGUGUGGGUAUAGACAUAUACACAUGGCUUAAAUGGUAAGUAUGCAGAGAAACAGAUCAUCUAGCAAAGUAUUUCUCAAAGCCAAGCACCAUUUUAUGGAAUAGUUAGAGAGGAAAUGUGGCAUUAGGAGUAGAGUGCUAGACUUGGGAUCAGGAAGACAUGGGUUGAAAUUCCCUCUCCAACAACUUUGUGACCCUGGACACACUAUUAGAUCUCUAUGAGCCUCAGACAUUCAUUUUCUAAGUCAUAGUGGUAGUCCAUAUGCAUUGAGGAAGGGAAUUUCCCCUGUAGGAGCCUACCAUGAAUUGGUUGGAGAUCUACAUCCUUCCUGUAUAAUAUAUUAUAUGAAUAAAUACUUACAUAACCUAUGAGGUAUUUUAAAUGGACAAUGGUACAAUUAUGCUAAAAGCAUACAGUAAAUGUUUCUUUUUUUCUUUUUUUUUUGAAUUUAAUGCACAGAACAUAGCAAAGAUGCUAAAGGGUAUAUUGGAAUGAAAGCAUUUGGAGAAAGUAAUGUACAAGGCAGCAGGUUGACUGUGUAUAUACAUCAGCCCUUGAAAUAUUUAAAUGGAAGAGGUAAACUGACAAGUUACAGCCUCUUGAAGUGCAAGAAAUUCAACAAUUCUGAUCUGGAAGGAAAAUAGUUUUUUUUUUAAUUUUUGGUUGGGGUUAUUGGUAGUGAUGCUGAGGUCUUUAAACCUCAUCUUUCAUUGUUCUCUGGAAUUUGUUUUUGCUUCCUCUCCCUCCUCCCCUUGAAAUAUUUCAGAAAUAAAGUUUUCCAAUAUAAAGGUGUCUUCUAACCACAGGGUAAGUCAUCAUUUUUAACAUGGAAAUAAACAUUUAAACAUUCUUCAA
Messenger RNA from Antechinus flavipes (yellow-footed antechinus), 11887 nucleotides. RefSeq names its product transmembrane protein 132B (gene TMEM132B). Bases 600 to 3878 code for a protein of 1092 amino acids. The transcript is spliced from 9 exons. The record is from RefSeq and is a predicted model, not a curated record. NCBI's taxonomy places the organism in Eukaryota, Metazoa, Chordata, Mammalia, Dasyuromorphia, Dasyuridae.